AUGCCGCCACUGGAUAAGAGGAUCAAGAAAUUCUUAAAGGACUCCGUUCGAAUCGCGCCUAAAAUAUCCAAUAAGGGUGAAUUAGGUGAAUUACGGACUGGUUUAGUCUCCCAGUACCCACAAACUCGGAAAGAUGCGAUCAAGAAAACAAUCCAACAAAUGACGUUGGGAAAGGAUGUUUCUUCACUUUUUCCUGAUAUCUUAAAGAACAUUGCCACUAUUGAUGUUGAGCAAAAAAAAUUGGUCUAUCUUUAUGUGAUGAAUUAUGCUGAAACACAUCCCGAGUUAUGCAUCCUUGCCGUUAAUACAUUCAUUACCGAUGCACAAGAUCCCAAUCCCUUAAUUCGUUGCAUGGCAAUUAGAACAAUGUCAAUGAUAAGGGUCGACAAAAUUUUAGAGUACAUUGAAACUCCCCUUCGUCGUACUUUGCAUGACGAUAAUGCGUAUGUACGGAAAACAGCGGUGAUAUGUGUCGCAAAACUUUUCCAAUUGAAUAAGGAGUUAUGUGUUGAGUUUGGUGUCGUUGAAGACUUGAUUAAUGCUUUAGAUGACUCAAAUCCUCUUGUUAUUGCAAAUGCAACAGCGGCAUUAAUUGAGAUUCACAACAUGGAUGUGAAUGCCGUCGAACUUUCAAGUUUGAUUCAGUCGCACGUGUCACAGUUUCUGCUAGCAUUAAAUGAAUGUACCGAAUGGGCGAGGAUUACCAUACUGGGGACGCUGUCUGAAUACACCGCUAAAGAUUCUUUAGAGGCACAGGAUAUCAUUGAUAGAGUGACUGCGCAUUUACAGCACGUCAACCCAGCGGUUGUCCUGGCAACUAUAAAGGUGAUCGUAAGAAACUUACCGCAAAUUGAAUAUUCCUCAAAUAGUCUGAUAAUGAAAAGAUUGUCAUCUGCUUUUGUAUCUCUGAUGUCGACGCCGCCUGAGAUGCAAUAUGUGGCUUUAAAAAAUAUCAGAAUAAUACUGGAAAAGUAUCCAGAGCUAUUGACCAAAGAGUUGAGAAUAUUUUAUAUAAAGUUCAACGAUCCACUUUACGUUAAGUUGGAGAAAAUCGAUAUUCUGGUAAGACUAGUUGACCCUUCUAAUUUGAAACAGUGUACUUUAUUAUUAACUGAGUUGAAAGAAUAUGCAAUGGAAUAUGAACCUGAGUUUGUCUCGAGAGCUAUUCAAGCUCUGUCUCAGUUAGGUAUUAAGUACGCAGAAGAAUCAUUUGUUAUUAAGGUUUUGGAUAUUCUUUUAGAGUUGCUAGAAAGACAAGAUACAAUAAAAGACGACUGUUGUAUAUCAUUAUGUGAUUUAUUAAGGCAUUGUCCCGAAAACGAUAAGAUGGCCAAGCAGGUUUGUGCGGUAUUUAAUAGUUGGCAAAAUCCAGAAGUUUUGUUGCAGUCAGAUAUUGCAAAGUGUAACUUUGUGUGGCUGUUAGGACAACAUCCAAACAAUUUUUCCAAUUUAGAGUCAAAAAUCAAUAUCUUUAUAGAAAAUUUUGUCCAAGAGGAAGCUCUGACGCAGAUGUCCUUGUUGAUGACAGUAGUCAGACUUCAUAAUUCUUUGACAGGCACCUUGCUACAAAAUAUUCUGGAAUUGGCUACACAACAGACACAUGAACUAGAUGUCCGAGAUAUGGCAAUGAUGUAUUGGAGAUGUCUUUCAAUGCCAAAUUCUGAAGACUUAAUUAAUGACUUAUGCCAAAGUAAACUCCCCGUGAUUUCCAAUACACUUGAGAAAUUUUCACCUGAAGUACUAGAGAAAUUACUAAUGGAGAUGGGUACUAUAAGUUCUAUCUAUUUCAAGCCUGACUCAAACAGAAGAAAAGGCAGGAAAUAUACUCAGAAUAUUGUUAAAGGGAAACAUAUAGAGGAACUAGAAAGCAUGGCAAAAGAUGAAAUUACUAACAAGGCAAAUGAUGAUGUGCUGUUGGAUUUCGAUGAUAGGGAUGAUGCAACGAACACCAAUGCAGCAAUGCUGAAUAAUUCCAACGCUUUGCGCGAUUUAGAUGACUUGUUCGACUUCCAAUCUUCUGAGGAUACUACACAAAUAAACACGAACGGUUUCAAGACUGUUCAAGGGUUGAAGAACUUGAAACUAGGUGACAAAUCAAACACUAUAUCUUCCAACGCUAAAAAGGGUUCUGAGGUUUCGAACAACAAUACAGUGUCACAGGAUCUGCUUGAUCUGUUUUGA
Molecule: messenger RNA, 2181 nt
Organism: Saccharomyces kudriavzevii IFO 1802
Lineage: Eukaryota; Fungi; Ascomycota; Saccharomycetes; Saccharomycetales; Saccharomycetaceae
Gene: APL2
Product: Apl2p
Exons: 1
Coding region: 1-2181 (726 amino acids)
Biological process (GO): intracellular protein transport; vesicle-mediated transport
Cellular component (GO): membrane coat
Molecular function (GO): clathrin binding
Source: RefSeq, a predicted model, not a curated record